CUGCCUGCGUGUUCUCACUGGGCUGGGGAGAGGAGCGGCUUUAGGGUGCGAGGAAAUAUGCCACGAGAGGCGAUGUGACAGCCAGAGACAGACGCACACUGACACAAAGUUCCCGCAGUCGGACUGGAGUAUAGCAGGUCUACUACUGCUGCAGCUGGUCUGUUGUAACAGAGAAUGAAGGGCCUCUUCUGACCUGACGGUUCAGCAGCUCAGUUCAGCGCUCUCAUUUCUUCUUCCUCUCUUAUUUCACUUUGUUUAUGGACAAUGGGAUUUUAACCAUGUGGCAGAUAGCUGAGCAGUUAACCUGGAUUUCGCUGACACGCCCGCGCCUGAGUUCCACCUGAGAGGAUGGACGCGCUGGAGUCAGAGCUGACUUGCCCAAUCUGCCUAGAGCUCUUUGAGGACCCACUGCUCCUGCCCUGUGCCCACAGCCUGUGCUUCGGCUGCGCCCAUCGCAUCCUGGUAUCCCACUGCGCCUCCAACGAGCCCGUCCAGUCCAUCGGAGCCUUCCAGUGCCCCACCUGCCGCUAUGUCAUCUCUCUCAGUCCGCAGCGUGGCCUAGAAGGACUGAAACGCAACGUCACCCUCCAGAACAUCAUCGCCCGCGUCCAGAGGGCCACCUCCUCCGGCCCCCUGGCCCUGCUGCCCCAGAGCGGGCCCAACUCCCCUAGCGAGGACGCCGGGCGAUUCGCCCUGGCCCUGGUCCCCGCCUCCACCGCCAUGACCAGCCCUGGGACGCCGCCCAGCCACGUACAGUGCCAGUUCUGCGAGCAGGACCCGCCGCAGAAUGCUGUCAAGACGUGCGUGACGUGCGAGGUGUCAUACUGUGACGAGUGCCUGCGCGCCACGCACCCCAACAAGAAGCCCUUCACAGGCCACCGUCUGAUUGAGCCCAUGCCAGACUGCCACCUGCGGGGGCUGCAGUGCCUGGAGCACGAGGAGGAAAAAGUGAACAUGUAUUGCGUCACCGACGAACAGCUCAUCUGCUCGCUGUGCAAACUUGUGGGUAGACACCGAGACCACCAGGUGGCGGCCUUGAGCGACCGCUUCGAGAAACUCAAGCAAGCGUUGGAUUCCAACCUGAGUCAUUUGGUCAAGAGGAACAAUGAGUUGGAGGGGUUGAUGGGAAAGUUGAUCCAGACCUGUCAACAUGUAGAGGUCAAUGCAUCACGGCAGGAGGGAAAGCUGAUGGAAGAAUGCGACCUCCUAAUUGAUAUCAUCCAGCAAAGGAGACAGAUCAUUGGGACCAAAAUCAAGGAGGGAAAGGCAGUCCGGAUCAGGAAGCUAGCCCAGCAGAUCUCCAACUGUAAGCAGUGCAUCGAGAGGUCCUCUGCCCUCAUCACCCAGGCCGAUCAGACCCUGAAGGAGACGGACCACGCCCGAUUCCUCCAGACCGCCAAGAGUAUCACCGAAAGGGUUUCCAUGGCGACAGCCUCCUCUCAGGUCCUGAUUCCAGAGAUCAACCUGACGGACACGUUUGACACGUUCGCUCUGGACUUCACCAAGGAGAAGAAGCUGCUGGAGAGCCUGGACUACCUCACAGCACCAAGUCCUCCGGGCAUCAGAGAAGAGCUCUGCACUGCAUCGUACGACACCAUCACCGUCCAUUGGACCUCAGAUGACGAGUUCACAGUGCUUUCCUAUGAGCUUCAGUAUGCUAUCUUCACAGGGCAAGCCAACGUUGUCAGCCUGUGUAACUCAGCAGACAGCUGGAUGAUUGUGCCUAACAUCAAGCAGAACCACUACACCGUCCACGGCCUGCAGAGUGGCACCAAGUACAUCUUCAUCGUCAAAGCCAUCAACCAGGCAGGUGCCCGCAGCAGUGAGCCAGGGACACUCAAAACCAACAGCCAACCAUUCAAGCUGGACCCCAAGUCCGCCCACAAGAAGCUGAAGGUCUCCCAUGACAACCUGACGGUGGAGCGUGACGAGACGACAUCGAAGAAGGGACACGGCCAGGAACGCUUCACCAGCCAGAGUAGCUACGGAGUCGUCGGUAACGUUUACAUCGACAGCGGACGCCACUACUGGGAGGCCCUGAUUGGAGGAAGCACAUGGUAUGCGGUGGGCAUCGCCUACAAGUCGGCCCCCAAGCACGAGUGGAUCGGCAAGAACUCGGCCUCCUGGGUCCUGUGCCGCUGCAACAACUCGUGGGUGGUGCGUCACAACAGUAAGGAGCUGGCCAUCGAGCCUUCGCCCCACCUGCGCCGCGUGGGUGUCCUGCUGGACUACGACGCCGGCUCGCUUACCUUCUACGACGCCGUGGGCUCGCAGCACCUGCACACGUUCCACGUGUCCUUCGCCCAGCCUGUGUGCCCCGUCUUCAACGUGUGGAACAAGUGUCUGACUGUCCUCACGGGUCUGCCCAUCCCUGAACACCUAGAAGGGUUGGAAACCCAGGACUGAGACCCCUUGGGAACUAGAGUUCCCCCUGGCCAAACCAGACUAAGUUGGUUUAGGUUAAGUUAGGUUAAGCCACCUUCAAGGCACUUUGGGCCUCUAUGACCUAGCAAAGGCCGUCUUCAAUCUUGAAUCAUCCCAGAAAACGUCAUGCUACCACCAUUUAAUUUUAGGCACUUUGGACCACCCCUUGGGCCAACGUCAAUCGCACAGACCACCCUCGAUUCAACCACAGACCGCUGUUUGCAGUGGGAAAGAAGGAAAGAGCUACGUAGCUGUACAGUUGUGAAUUAUAGCAUUGCCCCACUCCCACCUUCAUGAUUAUGGUACCAAAGUAGCCAUGAAUUUAAAUGAUUUUACUACCAUUUUCCUGUGCUUAUAUGAUAGAUAUUCAUUAUUGAAGUGUAAGAAAAUAGCCUAGAUAAAUUCCAAUAUGUACAUUUUCCCUUAUGUUUACAUAUUGUUCAUACAUUAUUUAUGGUCCGUUUACAGGGAUAGGAGACAUUUAUAAAGCUAGGGAAAUUAUUUUGAUGCAAUUUAUCGAUGUUACUGUCUAAUCUAGGAAAAGUAUUGUGUCCUAAUACAUUAAUAAUGUGUAAAUUAUACAUAUUUUGUGACAACAUAAUUUCUUUCUUCCUUACAGUACCUUAAACCCCCAAGCGUAAAAGUACCGUUGCAUUUCAGACAAGCAGGGAAACACAACAAAUUGUGUCUUUAAUUUUUGUUAUGUUUUGUCCUCUUUGCAAUGGGAUAGGUCCUUUGUAGUUCAGCCAUGCAUGUUAUUGUGAAUCUCUCAGGUCUAUUCCAAAUCCUAUUUUCCUCCAUGAAAAUAAUGCAAACUACUUUGUCCUCUCCUGAGUGAAUACUAACUUCCUACUGUCCUUAGCAGUUGUCACAAACCUGAACUGAAAAACACUUCCACUUUGUUGUUAGGUACAGUGAGGACAAGACUAUUACAAUAAUCUCUCUAUUCAGGUCCAGUGACCGCUGGGAGGUAAAUUUCAGUGACAACAAUCAUGCCUCUGGGCAUUUGUCAUCCAUAUGUCACACAGGAAAGCACCGCACUUACAAACUCAGUCAUUAUUUCACCAAGGUCGAUGCCACCACUAGCCACAGCUUGACCUCAGCUUGACCACUGUAUGACCCAGUGACCAUGAACUCCAAUGUUGUAGGAUACGUCUCGCCACCACACACAGGCACUCCAUGAUGUACAUAAUAUAUUAUGUUCUCUUUUACUCUGUCUUCUUUCAAAAGAAGGACCAUCUAGAUAUUUUACAGACCAUCUUUAAGUUUUUAAAGGAACAAAAUGGAUUGGUUCACUCAUUAAUAUGUGUCUUAGGUGUGGUUUGGGAUUAUCUGUUUCCUUGUAUUGGAUGCAGCAAUUAUCUACUCUUCAAUGUUACCACAAAAACAGUUUAAAUUCAGUUGUGUGUUUGGACACUAUUUUAGGAAAGAGGAUCGGAAUGCUUGUGUCACUGUACAAAUAUGAAGUAGCAUUUGUCGACUGUCAAAGGUUCAAUAAAGAAAGAUACAUUUUAACUUG
Molecule: messenger RNA, 3943 nt
Organism: Salmo salar (Atlantic salmon)
Lineage: Eukaryota; Metazoa; Chordata; Actinopteri; Salmoniformes; Salmonidae
Product: E3 ubiquitin-protein ligase Midline-1
Biological process (GO): regulation of microtubule cytoskeleton organization
Cellular component (GO): cytoplasm
Molecular function (GO): zinc ion binding; protein binding
Source: RefSeq, a predicted model, not a curated record